Molecule: messenger RNA, 610 nt
Organism: Cokeromyces recurvatus
Lineage: Eukaryota; Fungi; Mucoromycota; Mucoromycetes; Mucorales; Mucoraceae
Exons: 4
Coding region: 58-387 (109 amino acids)
Source: RefSeq, a predicted model, not a curated record
UUUUUUUUUUGUUUUUGUUUUAUAUCUUUUAUAUCUAGUAUACAUAUAUAAUUAGUAAUGGGUGGUGUGUGUAAUAUUAAUAAAGUCAAAGGACCUUCAAAAGAACGCUCUCGUCGUAUUGCAAAAAGCAUAAAGAAAGGAAAUAGACAACCUGCAGUUAUUACAACCAAUCGAGUCAUUACAAAGAAAAAGCAAAAGAAGAUUGAAAAAGCUCUUAAAUAUAAAUAUUUGGCUUCAAAAGGCUUAAUUGACUAUGAAGAAGAAAUGAAAGAUGUUGUUCUCCCAGAUCCUGGAAAACAAAGAGUCAUUACAGCAUGUAUUCCUUCAGACGAAAUUUUAGCUGCUGCUGCAUCUGGACCUGGAACAACCCUUGGUGGUCCUCAAUAAUUAUCAGUUAUGUAAAUAAAUUCCGUUGAUUUUUUUUAUUAUUAUUACUAGUAUUUGUGUUAUUAUUAUUUGUAUUAUUUCUUUUCAAAGUAAAAUAGAUAAGUAUCAUGGGGAUAAAAGACUCUGCCCAGAUCAUCUGUUGGAACAUCUUUCAUGAUUUCAUUUACUUUGAUUUCUAGUUCGUCUUGUUGUGCUUUAUCAAGACAAGAGAUAUAACUCUUAC